AGAGGAACAGUAGAUGGACAGGCAGGCAGGAAAACAGACAGGCAGACAGGCUGAAGACUAAGAGGAGGAGAGGAGGAAAAAGAGGAGGAGGAUUAGGAGGAGGAAGAGGAGGAGGAGGAGGCCUGUCAAUCAGCCUCCAGGUAACCCCAGCAUACACAAGGUUUACGCCUGCUGCAGCUGCUGCUGAGCUGAUUUGCACCUGUUCAUGGCUCCCGCUCUAGGUGUCUUCACAGAUGUCCUGAUGAUAUUCCUUGUGCUAUCCACCUGGCCUACCCCAGCAUUCUUCCAGAUCCAGGGAGAUCCAGAGGUUGAGGGGGCAUAUCCCAGCCUCAAUGUGACCUUCAACUCUAGGACAAUGAACCUAAGCUGGGACUGCCCAGAGAACAUGACUGAAGCCAGGUGCUUGCUGAGACAUGAGGAGACAGGGAAAAUCAUCAUGAAGGUCUCCCGGAUGGGAUGCAGCUGCACCUUCACCUCCAUGACACUGCAUGCGGGAGCCACACUCGAGGUCCAGGUGACAGCUCAUCAGAGACACCUGCGUGAGACUCUGGUCUAUGCCAACACAGGCGUGGAGGGCACGGCCGCCAGGAACUUCUCCUGCUUCAUCUACGAUGCCGAUUUCCUGAACUGCACCUGGGCUCGGGGGCCAGUUGCCCCCGUGGAUACCCAAUACUUCCUGUUUCUGCAGGAUUCUAGGAGCCAAGGCAAGAGGGAAACAGAAUGCCCCGGGUACCUGAAGGAGGCGGGCACGAACCUGGGCUGCCACCUACACGGCCUGUCCAGGUGGCCCUUCUACACCUACUUCCUGGUCAAUGGCAGCAGCCGGCACAUGCACAUCCAGUUCUUCGAUGCCAUACUAUCCACCAAAGAAAUAGAACGCUUCAGCCCUCCGGCCAACACCAGUGUCCACUGCAACGAGUCCCACUGCCUGAUCCAGUGGCUGCAGCCCAAGACCCAGCAGCGGCUGUCAUAUCUGGACUUCCAAUACCAGCUGGACAUCCAGAAGGAGGUCUGUGGUGUCUCCUCAGAGGUCCCUAAGAACAUGGAACCUGGCAGCUGGAACCCCCUGGUUGAAGUAUCUGGUGCAUCAGAGAACAAAUACAACUUCCCCAGCCUGCAGCCCAGAGUCAGGCACUGGGUGCGGGUCCGAGCUGCGGAUGCCAGGGUCCUGGGCUGGAGCCCCUGGAGCCAGCCUGUGCACUUUGGCUCUGACACAGAGGAUGGCGGCCUGCUGCGUGUGUCCCUGCUUGUGGUCUUGGGGACCCUUGUCUGCACCCUUGUGUUGGGCUUUCUCGCUAAAAGGUUCUUCAAAAUGUGUGGCCUCUUGUCACCAAUCCCGCAUGUGAAAGACAAAUUGAAUGACCAGCAGGAUCUUGAGCACCAGGUUGCCUGGGACGAGUUCCCAGUGGGUUCCGGUAAAUGUGAGAAUGAGGAGGUGCUGACAGUACAGGACGCUGGACAGGCCUUGGGGGCCAGAGCAUGAAUUGGCAGGUGCAUGCUUUCUAGAAGCUUCUGGACAGACAACAGGGAACAUGGUUGUAAGAGACCAAAUCUGAGGAACUGACUGACCAUGGUUUUGCUCAUCAGGAUGUGGGAAGGAAGGCUGAGCCGUCUGUCAUGCCGAGUCUGCCCCUUGCAUCUGGCUGUGGUCUCAGGUCAGCAGCAUCUCAAGUCUCCCGUUUGUGGAGUGAACCAGCAGAAGCUAGCCCUUUCUCUACCUUUUCAAUAAAUUUACAUAAAUUUAAAUAAAUUAA
Oryctolagus cuniculus (rabbit) is the source of this 1754-nucleotide messenger RNA. NCBI's taxonomy places the organism in Eukaryota, Metazoa, Chordata, Mammalia, Lagomorpha, Leporidae. The record is from RefSeq and is a predicted model, not a curated record.